Molecule: messenger RNA, 1098 nt
Organism: Colletotrichum graminicola M1.001
Lineage: Eukaryota; Fungi; Ascomycota; Sordariomycetes; Glomerellales; Glomerellaceae
Product: methyltransferase domain-containing protein
Exons: 2
Coding region: 1-1098 (365 amino acids)
Molecular function (GO): methyltransferase activity
Source: RefSeq, a predicted model, not a curated record
AUGGGCGAAGACGUUGAUGCCGCGACCGGAAACCCGGGCGUUGGCGAUAGUGGUCGACGGAGGACCGAUAGGACCGGUGUAACGAGGGACCGGGGAGACCACAAGGACCGGAGGAGACACUCUCGAGCAACCGAGGCGAAAGCGGUGGACCGUGACCAUGACGGUGAUGCCUCGGACGCUGGAUCAGACUUCAGCUCUGUCUCGGUCGACGAGCUACCUCCCAUCCGCGCCUACGGUCACACGUACCACGGAUCUGGUCGCCUCCUCAUGCCCAACGACGAAUCUGAGCGUGCACGCUUGGAAAUUCAACACCAACUAUUCAAGCUAUGCCUCGAAGGCAGCCUGACUGCGACAAAGCUUCCCAAGGACCAGCCCCUUAGCAUCCUCGACAUCGGCACGGGUACGGGCAACUGGGCCGUCGAAAUGGGCGAGCAGUACCCCUUGGCCAAGAUCAUGGGCAUCGACAUCUCCGCCGCACUGCUGCCCACGACGGUCCCGCCCAAUGUCGUCUUUGAAGUGGAAGACGUCACCAACGACUGGGCCCGGGAAAGGGGCAGUCUCGAUUUCGUACACGUGCGGAAUCUCGUUGGCGGCGGCGUGCCGGACUGGAGGGCAUUGUUCCAGCAGACUUACGAGCACUUGAAGCCUGGCGGGCAGAUUGAGUUCUCCGAGGUGAGAACGAGGUUCUUUGACCUUGUUGGCAACAGCAGCGAUGAGCCCACCGCGCCGACGGAGGAGGAGAAAGACUCCAGCAUGAUGACGGCGUGUCGUGAGUUCGAGGUGCGGUUUGCAGAGAUGGCGGCCGUCGCAGGGGUUGACUUUGAUCCUAUACCGAAGAUCCCCGCCAUUCUGACAGACGUCGGUUUCGAAAAGGUGGGACGUUGGUCGGACCUGGUGCCCAUACAAGCCGUAGGUCAUGACGAGAAGAUGGUUAGGAAAGGGGGCCAGUUCGCUCAAAUGCUGGAAUACGGCCUGGAGAACUACUCGCUGGCUGUGUUUGCCAAAGGCGGCUGGGAUGAGAAGGGUAUCCGAGAUCUCUUGCAGAGAGUCCACAAAGAGACACGCGACAUGACAAACGAGUUAUAUGGCAAAGUGUGA